AUGGGGGACAUUCAGGAUACCAACAGGGGGCCUACCAAUCAAGGGCCUAAUCUUUAUGAGAAGACCACCAAACUAGAAGACACUUUGACUCAGUUUAUGUUGGUUUCUCUAUUAAAUCACAAGAGCACUGAGUCAACCAUCAAGAAUCUAGAGGUACAAGUGGGUCAAUUAGCUAAGCAAUUUGUUGAAAAGUCCACGGGCAGUUUUGUGGCCAACACGGAGAAGAAUCCCAAGGAGGAAUGCAAGGCAAUUUUCACUAGGAGUCAGAGGAGGGAGAGUUCUGAGAAGGAAACAAGAGUUGAGGGAGUAUUGGAGGAUACUAAGAGUCAGUUGGCUUGGGAGGCUAGAAAGAAGGUACCAUCAAUCCCAGUGAAGGAGGCCUCAUAUCCCUUAGUGCUGUCAAAGAAAGAGAAUGAACAAUAUUUUGCUCAUUUUCUUGACAUCUUCAAGAAGCUGGAGAUCAGCAUCCCCUUUGGAGAGGCCCUACAACAGAUGGCUUUGGAUACCAAAUUCCUGAAGGAUCUUCUCACAAAGAAAAGGAAAUAUAUCAACAAUGAGAGCAUCAUGGUGGAAGGAAAUUGUAGUGCUAUGAUCCAAAGGAUUCUACCACAGAAAUUCAAUGACCCAGGAAGUGUAACCAUCCCAUGCUCUAUUGGGGAUGUGUUAGUGGGUAAAGCUCCCACUGACACAUCCCCAAUAGAACUGGGAAAGAGUAUCUAA
Glycine soja is the source of this 720-nucleotide messenger RNA. RefSeq lists its product as uncharacterized. NCBI's taxonomy places the organism in Eukaryota, Viridiplantae, Streptophyta, Magnoliopsida, Fabales, Fabaceae. The transcript has 3 exons. The record is from RefSeq and is a predicted model, not a curated record. Bases 1 to 720 code for a protein of 239 amino acids.